Molecule: messenger RNA, 709 nt
Organism: Trichoplusia ni (cabbage looper)
Lineage: Eukaryota; Metazoa; Arthropoda; Insecta; Lepidoptera; Noctuidae
Product: potassium channel AKT6-like
Exons: 4
Coding region: 30-665 (211 amino acids)
Molecular function (GO): protein binding
Source: RefSeq, a predicted model, not a curated record
CUGACAAUGAGCUUCUGAUAGCUGCCGAAAUGGGUGACGAGGAAAUGACACGAAAACUAAUUCGAAAAGGUGCUAGCACGGUUCACUGUAAGGAUCACCUCGGUCGAAACGCACUUCACUUUGCCGUCUGCUCGGGUAACAUGCGUGUGGUUACAAUGCUUCUAAAGGCCGGAGUCAAUCCAAACAUCAAAGAUAAUGUCGGAAUGACACCACUCUCCCUUUGCUUAAUGAGAAGGCCAAUGUGGAAAACGGCCAAUUUGUUAUUUCAACAUGGUGCGGUGCUGCUUACAAGAAUGACUCCAAUGGAUACUGGAUUGUUUAUACAGUUUGUAAUGAUGUGCAUACCCACCAAAGAAGAAGAAAGGAUUCUUCGACUUCUUGUCGAGAAAGGUGCCCUAGUUAAUGACCCAGAGGCUCCCGGCCAACGUCAACCACUACAUUUCGCUGCUAUGAGUAAUAACUGUACCCUCAUUCGUAUUCUAAUCGAUUUAGGAGCUGACUUAUACGCUAAGAACCAUAGAAAUGAAACUCCCAGACAAGUAGCAGCUACCUUUAAAUGUAAAGAAGCGAUGGCUAUCUUUGAAGCCCUCGAAGGAGAAUACGAUAGAAGAGACAGUGAGACUGCAAGCAAUGUAACUGCUUAUGAGCAUUUCAACUUGUCGUAAUUUAUUUGAUAAAUAAAUACAUUUUGCACGUUAUGUUUUGAAAA